Molecule: messenger RNA, 2869 nt
Organism: Tachysurus vachellii
Lineage: Eukaryota; Metazoa; Chordata; Actinopteri; Siluriformes; Bagridae
Product: C-C chemokine receptor type 5-like
Exons: 3
Coding region: 136-1215 (359 amino acids)
Biological process (GO): immune response; chemotaxis; G protein-coupled receptor signaling pathway
Cellular component (GO): membrane
Molecular function (GO): chemokine receptor activity
Source: RefSeq, a predicted model, not a curated record
AAACAGAAGUGUGAAAACCAGAAACCAAAAACCUUCAGAACAAGCUUGAGGAUCUCACAUUGCAUUUGGCUUUGAACUUCAGACAUAUAGGGCUUUGUUAUUGAAUUCUUAUGACUUUAAUGCUGAUUAGCAACGAUGUUGAACACCACAAGUGAUUCUCUGGACAUUGAAAUAUCCAGCGCAGCAUAUGAGUAUAACACGUACGACUAUGAUCAGUUAGGACCAUGUAUUUACAACAAAGCUGGAAAACAUUUUCUCCCGGUUCUCUACUCUCUGUUCUUCGUGGUCGGCUUCCUGGGCAACAUGCUGGUGUUGUGGGUGAUCCUGAGAGGAGCUCAGAUGAAAAGCAUGACUGACGUGUCUCUCCUGAACCUGGCCAUCGCUGACCUUCUUCUCAUCUUCACUCUCCCCUUCCUGGCUCACCAUGCUAGAGAUAACUGGGCCUUUGGUAAUGUCAUGUGCUGGCUGGUCCUCGGUGUGUACUACAUCGGAUUUUACGCAGGAAUUUUUUUUAUCGUGUUGAUGAGCAUCGACAGAUACUUGGCUAUCGUUCAUGCUGUGUUUGCCUUGAGAAUCCGAUCAAAAAUGUUUGGGAUUUUAGCUAGUGUGGGCAUCUGGAGUCUAGCUAUAGCAUCAUCAUUUCCUGAGCUUCUGCAUCUUGGACUUGAAAAUGGGCCAAAGCUAGUUUGUAAUGCUUAUCCGAAAAAUAGCAACCACAAUAUUGUUAGAACUACAGCUUUCCUAAAAAUGAACAUUUUGGGUCUGCUAAUUCCAUUGAUUAUUGUGGGAUUUUGCUACUCGAUGGUGCUCCGGAGGCUUCAGACCCUACGCUCUUCCAAGAAACUGGCCGUUCGUCUUGUUAUCGUAGUCAUGGUGGUCUUCUUCUGCUGUUGGAUGCCAUACAACAUUGCAGCACUCAUUAAAGCACUGGAGCUGAUGCAUAUCCUGAGUCCAUCUUGUAUAGAUAGCAACAGGAUUCAACUGUCAUUGCAAGCCACUGAAGCCAUAGCGUACAUGCACAGCUGCCUCAAUCCUUUCCUCUACGUGUUCGUGGGGGAAAAGUUCAGAAGGCAACUCUGCAGGCUCCUGAACCAGACCCCAUGCAUCCAUGUGCAGUGUGUGAAAGUCUACAUGACCCAGGCUGCCAGCUCAGUGAAUUCCCGUACCAUAAGUGUGGAUGAACGCUUUGUCAGCAUGAAUGCUGUAGGCACGUGAAAUUUUAUUCAACAAAUAAAUCUACUUAUAUAUCCUUAUAUAUAUAUAUAUAUAUAUAUCUAUGCUGAUAUAUUCCCUGCUUUUAGGUAAGUACAGAUUUAAAAAAAAAAGGGAUAAUAAACUGUAUGUUUCUUUUUUUUCCUGGGGUGAUCUUAUUGUAUCUGUAAACUAUAUGGCCAAAAUGUGUGAAUGUAGACAUUUGACCUUAACAUCACCAUGUACAUCUUGACUAUCUCCUUCCAAAUCCAUUACAGCGGUUCAGUUUGUGAUUCUUUCUCCGGGUGGAUUUUUUUUAGAUUUUGUAAGACGUACUCCAUUCACAUAUAAGAGCAUUAGUGUUGAAAGAGAACAGACGCUGAUGUCAAAUAAGAAAUCCUGUAAUGCAGUCAUUAAAAUAAAUGCCAAAUAAAGGCAUGUUAAUGGCUCUUAAUUCUUUGUGACAAGACCCAAAUAUAAAUGUUACUGGAUAAGCGCACAUCUAUAUUUGGGUCUUUCUUGCACUCUUGUCACAAAGAAUUAAGAAAGACCCAAAUAUAGAUGUUACUGGUUAAGUGCGCACAUCCUUUUGGCCUUUAUAGUGUAAGGAUUUAGUGUAUGAACUAUUUAAAGUAUACAUAACUGGACUGAAAUUGUUUUUUAGAUUAAAGCUUACUUCAUAUUUGCUUUUAACUAUGUGUACAUGCAGUCAAUAUUGCAUUUAAUUGUUUACAUUUACAUUUACAGCAUUUGGCAGACGCCCUUAUCCAGAGCGACGUACAUAAGUGCUUAAAUCUCUGACAUUGAAUACAUUAAUGCUGGAUCACUAAGUUACAUACUUAAGAUACCAUGAGUUUAAAACAUUUGUUCAGAGUUACAAUGAAAUGUACAAUGUUUAGAGUGUAAGGGGGGCACGGUGGCUUAGUGGUUAGCACAUUCACCUCACACCUCCAGGGUUGGGGGUUCGAUUCCUGCCUCCGCCUUGUGUGUGUGGAGUUUGCAUGUUCUCCCCGUGCCUCGGGGGUUUCCUCCGGGUACUCCGGUUUCCUCCCCCUGUCCAAAGACAUGCAUGGUAGGUUGAUUGGCAUCUCUGGAAAAUUGUCCGUAGUGUGUGAUUGUGUGAGUGAAUGAGAGUGUGUGUGUGCCCUGUGAUGGGUUGGCACUCCGUCCAGGGUGUAUCCUGCCUUGAUGCCCGAUGACGCCUGAGAUAGGCACAGGCUCCCCGUGACCCGAGGUAGUUCAGAUAAGCGGUAGAAAAUGAGGGAGUGAGAGAGAAUGUUUAGAGUGUCAUUUGUAUACUCAGAAAUUACAAGUCUAUAGAGUUGUGUCAUAUACAUGAACUCAAGAACAACAUAACUAGACAGAAAAUAGAAAAUUUUCUAAAUCAGGUUGCUAGGCAAUUUGCAUCUUGCUCAUACACAAUUGCUGCAUAUGAUACAGACGCUUCAGACUGUAUAUUUUUGGCUCUGAUGUGCCAUCUAGUGAAUCCCCAGAUAUUCACAACAUAUAAAGAUGAACUAUUUCAUAUCAUAUUAUGGCUUCUAGGUAAAAGUACAAAAUGUGUACACAAAGGUAUUACUCCAAUUUAUCAGAAUGUAUAAGAAUGUAUAAUAAUGUGUAGAACCUCUCCUGAAUGUUUAACACUCCACUUUUUGGUAAAUAAAAGUGUAAAGACAAA